This is a messenger RNA of Marmota monax (woodchuck), 3555 nucleotides long. Its product is annotated as tetratricopeptide repeat protein 39B-like. The coding region runs from base 1373 to 3193 and encodes 606 amino acids. The transcript is spliced from 2 exons. Lineage: Eukaryota; Metazoa; Chordata; Mammalia; Rodentia; Sciuridae. Gene Ontology annotation, biological process: regulation of cholesterol efflux; cholesterol homeostasis; negative regulation of cholesterol storage. The record is from RefSeq and is a predicted model, not a curated record. Gene Ontology annotation, molecular function: protein binding.
GGAGCUGGGCGGAAACAGCGCGGAGAGAAGCGGCGCGGAGGGAACUGAAGAGGCCAAGGCGCUGGUCACGGGCGGAGGGAUACGUUUCCAUGGGAACAUCACGAUUUCCGCCUGUAAACCUGUGGUCUUCCCCGCGGCUCCAUCCCCUCUCUUCCCCUCCCCCUUUCUCUGAACCCCCGGGCUCUUCCUUCCCUUCCCCCUACCCUUUACCCCCUACCCCUUUUCAUUUUCCAGUCUAGGAAUCCUCAGCGAUAGUAAUCUUUAGCACAGGUGCUUUAGACCCGCCUAUAGGCUGUACACUUUAACCGCUGAGGUUGCAGUUAUCGCCGCCUUUUCUUUUGGGGGGCCUGACCUAGUCUGCUACUCAGAGAUCUUUGGGGCUCAUCAGAGGUAAUCGAGAGUGUGCCCAGGGUGAGAACUCCACGAACCCCGCCAUUCUUCGUAAUGGUCUUUGCACCAUAGGCCUCAAAAGGGGUGAUGUCCCCCGAGACUUUGGGUGAUAAUUCCCCUGCUCUACACUGACCCUCCACCCCCUUUAGAACAAGUCACCAAUUUAAAAUCCCACGUGGUUGGUCGGAGUUUUUGGAUUCUGGGGGACAAAGAAUAGAAUUGUGGGAGUUCUUCCUAGUUAUGUUGAAAUUGUGAUAAAAUCCUAAAUCCUUAAAGCAUUUUGGCUAGUGGCCAUUAGGAAAUUAUUUGCAUCUGAAGUACAAAUUUAUUUGUUCUUUCUUUCUAGUGCUUUCUGCUUUGUAUUGUAGUAACACAUCUCAUCCACUAAUACUCAGAUCCUGGGGCUUGGGACGUUUAGUUUAGGUCAUCAGUGAGUAUCUCACCUCAGCAGGGAUAGCAACUUUGCUUGAUACACUACCACUCAACAUCCAUCAAAUAAAUGAAUACCUUUUCAUUACAUUAGAAAUUGCUUAAAAUCCAGUUUUGAUUUUAUGCAAUGAAUUUGCCAGACACCAACUCCAAAAAUACAGAAUUAAGUUACUUUUGUCACCCCUGCCCCCAACCAUAGAUGUUAAAUCUGGAAUACAUGAGAGUUGGAAAUGUUACACAUAAAAGAGGAAAUAUUUAGGUAUUUGUAGUUUUAUCUUUUUCAUCUGUUGUAACUUCACUUGGUGUGUAUAGGUGUGUGAUGCAGUGUACAAGGAAAGGAGGCCUACUUGGUGAAUAAAGUAUGGAUUCUCUCCAGAUAUCGUUGUGCUGCACCUCACGGCUAGUCGUGUGUUUACCUCCAUUUUAACAGCAAUACCCAACACGGAGCUUUGGGUGGACUAAGAGACCCUGGUUAAGACAGCAGCAGCUACCCUCAUUUCAACCACGUCACUCCACUUUGAAUAUUUCCCAUCUCUAAGCGGAGAAGCAAAAUAUGCCUCUUAUUCUAAGAAAAAGAGAAAAUGAUCAGGAGGACAAGUUAAACAGUACACGUACUUUAAGUGAAGGAGAAAAAGAUCAGGAUGUCAUUAGUAGAUCACUUCCUCUAAGUAAAAGAGAAAAUGUUCAGGAGGAAAAGUUUGAAGAUGCCUAUGAAAUUAUCCCUGUGGCAACAACAAUGAAUCUCCUGUCUUCUUUGGAAGAAUGCACAACUGGACUAUACUUAUUUCUAAAUAACAGAUUCACAGAUGCAAUAAAUCUCAUUUACCCGUGGUCUAAAAACAGCACAUACCAUGCCCUAUUAUACAGUAUGCUUAUGGUUGUCAAAGCCAUCCUGACUUUUGAUCCACAGGACAUACAGAUUGGGAUGAACGCUGCAAAGGAAGCUUUGAAAACCUGUAACAAUUUCCGAAGAAGAACUAGGAUAAUGACUUUAUCUCGUAUAGUGAGUAGACAGGGAAUAAGAGCUGUCAAAGAAGAAGAAUUACAUGCAGAAGUCUGUUAUGCUGAGUGUUUGAUCUUGAAAUCUUCCAUAGCAUUUAUACAGGAUGACAGUAUGAUUAGUUUUCUUAAAAGUGGGCUCAGCAUUGGGUCAAGUUAUCAAAUAUACAAAGAUUGUCAACAGGUAUUAACUCUUAUGCCUUACAGCCACAGCAAAGCCCACAGACACUUGGUUGGAGGGAUAAAAUUUGGACUUGGAUCAUUUAAUUUGAUGUUAUCACUUGUGCCACCAAAGACACUUAGACUUCUCAAUGUUGUUGGACUUUCUGGGGAGAGAGAGGUAGGCUUGGCUUUGCUUCAUGAGAGUGCAUCUGAAACUCAUAUAAAUAAUAUUUUAAGUGUUUUCACUCUACUCUUUUAUUACAGUUACAUCCAUGUAGCUUUUGGUGUUGAAAAAGUUUCCAGUUUGGCUACAGAGAAUCUCUUCCUCAUAUACCUCCAGAAAUUUCCAAACUGUGUUGUACUUAAAUUUUUUCAUGCACGUUUUAUUAUGUUGAGAGGAAAUUUUGAAAAAGCACAAUUGAAAUUACAUGAGUGCAUUUUUACUCAGAACGAAUGGAAACAGGUUCACCACCUCUGUUACUGGGAACUCAUGUGGUGCCACAUUUUUCUGCAGGAUUGGAAGCAGGCUUACAACUAUGCCCAUCUACUGUAUGUACAUAGCAGAUGGUCCAAGGCAAUAUAUGUGUACAGUAAAGCUAUCAUAUUGGCCUUACUUCCUCCUGAUUUUGUGAAAUCACUAAAUGAUAACAUGACCUCUCUCUUCUUAAAUGUGGAAAACCUGAGAAUCAAAAUUUUAGGCACCCCUGUGCCAAUAGAAAAGUUUGUUGCUGAGAAAGGUCAGCGCUAUGGUACUACUACAGGCUGGUUUACAGCACAGCCCCUUCUGGAAUUCAUUUAUGCCUGGAGUGGUUUCCGAGUCAUGAGCAAAAAAGUAGAGCUUAUUUCAAGCUGGCUAUCAAUAAUUAACAAAGGAAAAGACCUUUUGCAGGAAAAUCCAAAUGAGGAAUAUGGCACAGAUGACAUAAGUUUCUUAAAUUUGCUGAAAGGGCUAUGCCUGAAACACCUAGGCAAAUAUUUGAAGGCUGAGCAUUACUUUAAUCGUGUUAUUCAAAAGGAGAAGUUUUUAAAAUAUGACCACUAUUUGGUGCCAUAUACUUACUAUGAACUAGGAAUUCUACACUAUCUGAAAGGAGAUUUUGCCAGUGCAACAAAAUAUCUAGACAACAUAAAGAACUAUAAAGACUAUUCCAUGGAAGCCCGGUUACAGUUUAGGGCUCAUAUAGCCCUUGAACAAAUAGCUAAAGAAAAGUGAUUUAAACACAAAGUGUGCUUUUGUUUAGCACGAGUGGAAUAUCUACAACCAGCAAAAUAAUUAGCAGGUAGAAAAAUCAUUUCUUUGUGGAAAAGGAAUUCAAGAGGCAGCUGCUAAGAUCUGAUCAGUAACAAAUAAGAAAGGAAUUGGCCAUUUCUUUCUGCUCUUUUUUUCUCCUUAUGUAUAAAUGUGAUGAUUAGACUUGCAAAUGGAGUGACCGAACAUUCUUGAAAAAGAAAAGGCAAAUGCUUUACAUUAUAAAAAUAUUGUCUUAAAACUUCCAAGGCAGUUUUUAACACCAACUUAGAUAAUGUAUACAACUUGCAAAUAAAAUAGGAAAAGUGGCCACACUCAGGAUACCA